This is a messenger RNA of Spodoptera exigua (beet armyworm), 918 nucleotides long. Lineage: Eukaryota; Metazoa; Arthropoda; Insecta; Lepidoptera; Noctuidae. The record is from the annotation of a GenBank genome assembly.
AUGAUCUCCUCCUGUGUCGUGGCUAUUACUCUAAGGGAUGUCGUGGUGGCCCAGAGGUUAAGGCGCCCGUUUCUCGAGUAUGAGGGUACACCCAGAUUCUUCGGAGUUCUUAUGACCAACUGGAGACAAUCUCUUCGUGUCACCAUGAAGCGGAGACGUUUUGAAGAUUGUCUGGUGGUACGCAUACGACACCGCGCCUGGACACCCACAACAUCAGAGAAGUUAUUGGUGCAUUUAUACGAACUGACUUACCCGGACUACAUCGAGAAGAGGAAGGGAGAUUUGGUGAUGUAUUUGUUCAUUUUCCUCAUGGUUUUUUUAUAUGGUGUCAUUUCUGGUCUUGGGUUCUUAAGCUUUGUGCCCUAUGGGACGGUUUGCAUGCUUCACGCUUGUGGUCAUUUGGAAAUAGCUAAAAACAGGAUCGAUUCCUUAUUCACCGGUGAUUCAAGAUAUGUGAAUGAGAAGUUGAAGAAUAUCGCCCAGCUACUUCAGUACACAUACCAUUUUAUAGAAUACAGUAAUGGAUGUCUCCGAUUCUUUUACGAUGCUAUUCUGAAACUGUCUGCGAUUGCCAUUCCGGUUACGUUUUAUGCUUUGUUAGAGGGGCUUCGACAUGGGGUUUUUAGUAUGGAGUUCACAAUGUUUAUUUUGAAUGCCAUUAUGCUGACCAGUAUACCUUGCUACUUAAGCGAUAAAUUAUUGGAAAAGGGUGAAGAAGUGAGACUAGCGCUGUACUCCUGUGGGUGGGAGUGUGAGUACAACCGGCGCAUGCGCGUUACUAUCCUGCUCCUACAGACGCGCUGCUCCCGACCUAUAGCCGUGCAGACAAUGUUCACUACGCUCUGCCUUUACGCUGUUACUGAUAUGUUUCAGCAGGCCUACACCAUUCUAAACCUUAUGAAUGCUGUAUGGAACUAA